AUGUCGAAAAAUCUUAUUUCUGAAUUAAAUCAACUUCAAUUACAAUUAGCAACAAUUCAAGAACAACAACGCUUACAAAAAUUUAUGAUCAAACAAUUUCAAGAACAAUUGAAAUCCUAUCAACAAAAACAAGAAAUCAUAUCACCAUGUCCAUCUGAGCAAGAAGAAGAAAAUGAAAUAGAAAAUAGUUCACCACUAGAUUUAUCAUCAAAAUCUGAUGAAGAACAUUCAACAUCAUUAAUUGAAUUUCAAAUGGAAUCACAUGAAGGUGAACCAGAAAAUCCUAAUAUGUCUAAACUUAAAGAUAUGAUUGAUAAACUUGAACGAACAACAAAUAAAAGUGAUUCAAAUGAAUGUGUUGUUUGUAAACGUAUAUUAUCAUGUCAUAGUGCACUUAAAAUGCACUAUCGUACACAUACAGGUGAACGUCCAUUUCAAUGUCGAAUAUGUUCAAGAUCAUUUUCAACGAAAGGAAAUCUUAAAACACAUAUGAAUAUUCAUCGUUUCAGUGGUAAUAAUUCUAUAACAGAAGAAACAUCUGGUGAUGAAUCACAGAAUGAUGAAAAAGAUGAAGAAGAAAAUCAUCAUCAAUUAUUUAAUGUUUCACAAUUUUCAUUAUUGAAUCCGCAAUUUUUUCCAUUUUUAGCAGCAGCUGCAUCAUUAAAUCAAAAGAAAUCUUUGAAUUUAUCCAUAUUAGAUGAACAAAAAGAUAAUAAAAUAGUUUCCGAAGAUAUAAAUCAAACACGACGUUCAAUAUCAACAUCUCAACAUAUGUGUAAUAUUUGUUCGAAAAAUUUUUCAUCAGCUUCAGCUUUACAAAUUCAUAAUCGAACACAUACAGGAGAAAAACCGUACAAAUGUGAUGUUUGUGGUCGAGCAUUUACAACAAAAGGCAACUUAAAAGUUCAUACAGGUACACAUAUGUAUAAUACAACACCUGUAACAACAGUUAAUCAAAAUGGAAAAAUACGUCAACAACAUCGACGUUAUUAUUGUCAUCCAUAUUCAACAAUUAAAAGUGAAUCUUAA
Molecule: messenger RNA, 1029 nt
Organism: Adineta steineri
Lineage: Eukaryota; Metazoa; Rotifera; Eurotatoria; Adinetida; Adinetidae
Source: the annotation of a GenBank genome assembly